Rhea pennata is the source of this 5195-nucleotide messenger RNA. It is a transcript of the gene ANKRD28, whose product is annotated as ankyrin repeat domain 28. NCBI's taxonomy places the organism in Eukaryota, Metazoa, Chordata, Aves, Rheiformes, Rheidae. Gene Ontology annotation, molecular function: protein binding. Gene Ontology annotation, cellular component: ciliary inversin compartment; T-tubule. The transcript is spliced from 28 exons. The record is from RefSeq and is a predicted model, not a curated record. Gene Ontology annotation, biological process: protein localization to T-tubule; protein localization to ciliary inversin compartment; regulation of cardiac muscle contraction. The coding region runs from base 504 to 3755 and encodes 1083 amino acids.
CUCGUCCCCCCGCUUCGGGCCGGUGUCCCGGUGCGGCACCCGCGACAACGGCCGCGCGGCGUGCCUAGCCCCCGGCUGCCCAAGCCGAGCCGCUAGCAAAGGGCAGCUCGCUGGGGAAAGGGCAGCUAUUUGAGACGGCGCAGCCUGUUCCAGUUGAAUUGGAUCUAGGAAUAUUUUUAUCAGCUGCUCCACGGUUUCCCUGCUGUGGUUUUGAUGUCGAGUGAAAUUUUAUUUAGAAAAACGAAAAAAACCUUUAUGAUUUUUAACCAUCGUCUUGAACUUCUUGAGGUUUUAAAAUCUGAAAAAUGAAAUGUAAGGAGGGACUGGAGUAUUCUUUUUUUUAAGUGUUAAUACACCAGCAGCAGCACUUGCAAGUUUGUGAGUGUCCAUGAAACAGGUGACAGUAUUUUCUGUAUGGUCCGUGUUGCGUUACCUGCAGUGGGGUUCCAAAAAUAGUUGCUGGUGUUUUUUUUUGUUUACUUUUUCUUCCUCAAACGGAUCGAAUGAGUCGUGUCUGUAUUGUUGUUUUGGAGGAGGUGGAAGAUGAUUCUCCCACAUUUAUUUCCAAAUUACCUCAGGAAAAUACAUCUUUACGUCCCUCGCCCUCUGGAAGUGUGCUGCCACCUUUGGUUCAAGCUAUAUUUAAUGGAGAUCCUGAUGAAGUUCGAGCACUAAUAUUUAAGAAAGAAGAUGUUAAUUUUCAGGAUAAUGAGAAAAGGACCCCUUUACAUGCUGCUGCCUAUCUGGGAGAUGCAGAAAUUAUUGAACUACUUAUUUUAUCUGGAGCUAGAGUUAAUGCCAAAGACAGCAAAUGGUUGACACCUUUACACAGAGCAGUGGCAUCUUGUAGCGAGGAUGCCGUUCAGGUGUUGUUAAAGCAUUCAGCGGAUGUCAAUGCUCGUGAUAAAAACUGGCAGACACCUCUACAUAUAGCAGCUGCAAAUAAAGCUGUGAAAUGUGCUGAAGCUUUGGUGCCUCUCCUAAGUAAUGUAAACGUGUCUGAUCGAGCAGGUAGAACGGCAUUACAUCAUGCUGCCUUCAGUGGACAUGUUGAGAUGGUCAGCUUAUUGUUGUCUAGAGGGGCCAAUAUUAAUGCAUUUGACAAGAAAGACAGACGAGCUAUACAUUGGGCAGCCUAUAUGGGUCACAUUGAAGUUGUGAAACUACUUGUGGCCCAUGGAGCUGAAGUAACAUGCAAAGACAAGAAAUCGUAUACACCCUUGCAUGCUGCAGCAUCUAGUGGGAUGAUCAGUGUAGUCAAAUAUCUUCUAGAUCUUGGAGUUGAUAUGAAUGAACCAAAUGCCUAUGGAAAUACUCCCCUACACGUAGCUUGCUACAAUGGGCAAGAUGUUGUAGUGAAUGAACUCAUAGACUGCGGUGCUAAUGUAAAUCAAAUGAAUGAGAAAGGUUUUACACCUUUGCACUUUGCUGCUGCAUCAACACAUGGAGCGUUGUGUUUAGAACUUUUGGUCUGCAAUGGAGCAGAUGUAAAUAUGAAGAGUAAAGAUGGGAAGACACCUUUGCACAUGACAGCAAUCCAUGGUAGAUUUUCAAGAUCUCAGACCAUCAUUCAAAACGGAGCAGAAAUAGACUGUGAAGAUAAGAAUGGAAAUACUCCUUUGCACAUAGCAGCUAGAUAUGGCCAUGAGCUAUUAAUCAACACACUGAUUACAAGUGGUGCUGACACUGCAAAGCGGGGUAUACAUGGGAUGUUUCCUCUCCAUUUGGCAGCAUUAAGUGGAUUUUCAGACUGCUGCAGAAAGCUGCUUUCAUCAGGUUUUGACAUAGACACACCAGAUGACUUUGGCAGGACUUGUCUUCAUGCAGCUGCAGCUGGAGGGAAUUUGGAGUGCCUAAACCUUCUGCUCAAUACUGGUGCGGAUUUCAACAAAAAGGACAGAUUUGGGAGAACUCCACUCCAUUAUGCUGCUGCCAAUUGUAAUUAUCAGUGCCUGUUUGCCCUUGUGGGAUCUGGAGCUAGUGUGAAUGACCUUGAUGAGAGGGGUUGUACACCUCUACACUAUGCAGCUGCAUCAGACACAGACGGAAAGUGCCUGGAAUAUUUGCUAAGAAACGAUGCCAAUCCUGGGAUCCGAGACAAACAAGGAUACAAUGCAGUUCAUUAUUCUGCUGCUUAUGGUCAUCGCUUAUGUCUUGAAUUGAUUGCAAGUGAAACGCCUCUAGAUGUUCUAAUGGAAACAUCAGGUACUGACAUGCUGAACGAUUCAGACAACAGAGCACCCAUAAGUCCACUGCACUUAGCUGCCUAUCAUGGUCACCAUCAAGCUCUGGAAGUGCUGGUACAGUCUUUACUGGACCUUGAUGUGAGGAACAAUAAUGGAAGGACACCAUUGGAUCUUGCUGCCUUUAAGGGACAUGUGGAAUGUGUAGACGUACUCAUUAAUCAGGGAGCAUCAAUCUUGGUGAAAGAUUAUGUUGUAAAGAGAACCCCAAUACAUGCUGCAGCUACAAAUGGUCACUCAGAAUGUUUGCGACUAUUGAUAGGAAAUGCAGAACCACAAAAUGCAGUAGACAUUCAAGAUGGAAAUGGACAGACUCCUCUAAUGCUGUCAGUUCUUAAUGGGCACACAGACUGCGUUUAUUCACUCCUUAACAAAGGAGCAAAUGUAGAUGCCAAAGAUAAGUGGGGAAGGACAGCAUUACAUAGAGGGGCAGUUACUGGGCAUGAGGAAUGUGUGGAAGCAUUGCUCCAGCACGGUGCUAAGUCCUUGUUACGAGACUGUAGGGGGCGAACCCCUAUACACUUGUCAGCUGCCUGUGGACAUAUCGGUGUUCUGGGAGCCCUCUUGCAGUCAGCUACAUCUGCGGAUGCAGUGCCUGCGAUGGCAGACAAUCACGGCUAUACGUCACUGCACUGGGCCUGUUACAACGGUCAUGACAGUUGUGUAGAGCUCCUGCUGGAACAGGAAGUUUUCCAGAAAUUGGAAGGAAAUUCUUUCAGUCCAUUGCAUUGUGCUGUGAUAAAUGAUAAUGAAGGUGCUGCAGAAAUGUUAAUUGAUACACUAGGUGCUGGUAUUGUAAAUUCAACAGAUUCAAAAGGAAGAACUCCUCUUCAUGCAGCAGCUUUUACAGAUCAUGUUGAGUGUCUACAGCUUCUGCUCAGUCAUAAUGCUCAAGUAAAUGCAGUAGAUGCUUCUGGGAAAACACCUUUAAUGAUGGCUGCAGAAAAUGGACAGACAAAUACAGUUGAGGUGCUGGUUAGCAGUGCUAAGGCUGAUCUGACUUUGCAAGACAAUUCUAAGAACACAGCACUCCACUUGGCUUGCAGCAAGGGUCAUGAGACUAGUGCCUUGUUAAUACUGGAGAAGAUUACGGAUAGAAACCUCAUUAAUGCCACCAAUGCAGCCUUGCAAACACCUCUGCAUGUUGCUGCUCGGAAUGGACUAACUGUUGUAGUUCAAGAACUUCUAGGGAAGGGAGCAAGUGUACUUGCAGUAGAUGAAAAUGGUUACACACCAGCUUUGGCCUGUGCACCCAAUAAGGAUGUGGCUGAUUGCCUAGCUCUCAUUCUGGCCACGAUGAUGCCUGUUUCAUCAAGCAGCACAUUACCUUCCCUUACAUUCAAUGCCAUUAAUCAUUACACCAACACCUCAAAAACUGUCACCUUUGAUUCCUUGCCAAUCAUGAGGAGUGACCAUAGUUCUUACUGUAGUUUCAACAACAUUGGCAGGGAAGAUGGUUACCCAUAUACAGAAGAAGACGAACUCAAUGACUCAGAUUCUGAGACCUACUGAAAGCUACGUUUUGUAGGUCAGAAGAGCGAACCCUAACGCUGGAUGGUCAGGCUUGUGCUUUUGGGAAAAAAAGCAGUCAGAGUUUGAAUACAAAAACAGGACAGACCUUUGAGAAGAUGUUUUUUAUUGCGAUUGCAUAUGAAAAACCUGUGAGACUCUAAGAGAAUUUUUAAAAGAAUAUUUUGCAGAAGAAGCAUAAAUUCUUGAAUAAGUACUUGGAAUCCAUGGCAAAAAAGUAAAAUAAAGAAUGUUAAAACUGUUUUAUUUAAUUGUAUUCUACCAUUCUGUUUCUGGUGCCAGAAAGAAUUUCUGCAGUCUGGGCACCCUACUUGAUGUAAAUGAACAACACUAUUGUACAACCGAAAGGAUGCUAGAUUUAAGUAUUAUCAAUAAAACUAAAACCAUUUUGAAGGCAAUAAAUGAGUUUGGUACAGUAGGCAUUGUUUGUGCUGCAAAUUGCCAAAGGACCAAAUAACUUAAGAUUUUUUUAAUUAAGUACCUUUUUUUUUUCUUUUUUGGAAACUGGAAAAGGUUAAUUGACAAUUUGUUUUAACCAAACCUUAACUACUUCUGGGAAAGAAGCUUAGAUUUGAUUUUAAAUGUUGGAUUUUUUUUUAAUCAUCUAAAAGCCUUCCAACACUAUUAAAUCUACCAUGAAAAAAGCAGAUGUAGUUUAAGUUUUGUUUUCUUUUUCUUUUAGAUGAAAUGAAAAUGAACUUGUCAUACUUUUAUAAUAUUAAACCAGCUAACAAGGUGGAGUCAGGGUGAAACAUGUACAGUGUAAUAAACAAGGGAAGGGGUGGGAAAUCUGGGAGGGAAGCAGUAAUUGUUGCACUGUUUUAGAUUUUUUUUUAACUUUUGGGUUUUGAAUUGAGCUUUUUUUAAUUUAAAAUACACAAGAGUAACUUGGAGUAUGAAACCGCAUAAAAUAUUGAAAAGUUGUGAUAAGCCUGUUGUGACUGAGAUCUUUUCAGCAAUUUGUCCACUUCCUUAUAUCAGAAAAUCAUACUUAGGAUUAAAUUUGUUUGUUCCCUAUCACUUUUUUUUUUAAUCCUGUUACAUGGGGUGGGGGAGGGGAGGUGAAUUUAAAAGUAAGUUUCCCUAUUAGAAAAAAGUACAGUGUCUGGUCUGUGGGAAGAGCUGUGUAUCUUUAUUGUGCUCCAUUUAGAAAAUAAACAGAAGAAACAGGUCCCUGUAAUGUAUUUCAGACUUGCCCGAAGAUUUUUUUUUUAAUUUAUAACAGACUACUGUGGUUUUUCAAUUGCCUGAAAAAUGAAAGACUGACAUAAGAAAACUGAGGUUUUGUCUGUUAAAUAUGAGUAUUUACUUUAUUUGGUUCUGCUUUAACUAUAACUGUUACUUUUCAAGUGAAAUUGUUCAUGUACAUGCAAGGAAUUCUUGCAUGUCUUGGUAAAGUACAAAUAAAUUACUACAAACUGA